AUGAAGAUGGGAGGGAUGUUUGCAAUGCUCCACAAAGACGGCAAUAAAAUGAUCAUCAGAAAGCCUGGGUAUAAUCUGCUGUGAAUAGAGAGUUCUAUUACAAUGUGCCUCCAUGUGAUAAACGACGGGCUGUCAGAAGCUAGCAAGCAAGCUUAAAUGAGCUCUUAAAAAGAAUCAGGAACUCUGGUAACUUUUUACAUUUUUAGUCAUUUAGCAGACGCUCUUAUCCAGAGCGACUUACAGUUAGUGAAUACAUAUUUUUUUAUACUGGCCCCCCGUGGGAAUCGAACCCACAACCCUGGCGUUGCAAACGCCAUGCUCUAUCAACUGAGCUACAUCCCUGCCGGCCAUUCCCUCCCCUACCCUGGACCAAUUGUGCGCCGCCCAUGAGUCUCCCGGUCGCGGCCGGCUGCGACAGAGCCUGGAUUCGAACCAGGAUCUCUAGUGGCACAGUUAGCACUGCGAUGCAGUGCCUUAGACCACUGCGCCACUCAGGAGGUAACUGGUACAAAGUGGAGAGCCUGAGCUAUCAUACUCUCAAAUGCUGAGGCUUGAACUGUAACACGGGAGCCAGAUAGGAGAUAGACUUUAUUUAUUUCAGAAGCAAGGUUUUUCCAUGUUAGCCAACAUCAAUCUGACUCUUCUUCGCUCAGUUCAGACGGAAUCAGUGGAAAACAAAGUCAACAGGGAAAAUGCUUUUUGCUGAUUUUAUCAUUCAAGUAUUUCUUUUUUUCUCUUUAUUUUGUAACAUCCCAACAUUUUGAGAAUUGCCUGGAGGGGUGCGCAUCCCAGGUGGUCGCACUCUGUGCCUCUCCCUGUCCCUCUCUCCCCCCUCAAUCUCACAAAGGGAAUAUGUGCAUGAGAUUGUUCCUCAGCUCACCCCUUCCUUCCUUCCUUCCCUCCAAACCCCCAGUAUUACCGUGCUCCGUGCAUGUGUCUCUGCUAGCCUAGAAUAUCUUAAGGUGUGAGUUGGAAAGGGUAGACAUCUCCAGAUUUCCCCAUGGAUUCCAGCAUCACAGCUAAGGCAUGUUGAGACUCAUAUCACACAAAGGGAAUGACAUCUUUCCAGAUUGAGGGCACAGGCAGCAGCAUAUCUUUAUGUGACUGUGCAUAUGCCUGUUUCCCUCCCUGACUGCAUGUCUAGAACCUCAUGGAACCUCAUGUAACAGUGGAAGUGAGAGAAACCAGGAAAAAAAAAAAUUUACAUCUAAUUUUCCUACCAAUAUAUCAUAAAAAAUUGAUAUUUCUAAACCCUUGAUAUGUUUGGUGUUAGCAUGUAGUUAUUGCCAUUAUCAUGAUGGAUAUUUAGUAAAUUCCACAACCUAAUUAAAUGGCAUCAGGACAGUGAGAAUCUUGACCCCCAAAUCUUUCACUGUUCCCAGACAUCACGAUCACACCAUUCUCAGUAUACAGCAUAGUACACACUCUCCCUCUCUCGCCAGUCACUUCUUUUCUCUGAACUACAGUAAAUUACAAAAUGGUAGCCGGCAGUCACCAUGGUAAAUCCCUGACAGUACAUCUAUCUGCAUUGCGGUUUGGCAGGCAGGCAGGCCAGAGCCCAGGCAGGCCAGAGCCCAGUGUGUCUCUUCACUGGUUAAUCCCUCACUAAACUGGGAAGAGGAGGAGGGGAGGGGGGGGGGGGGGGGGGGAUUCUACUGAUGCGAACCAUGUCACAUCACAUCUGGAGGGGGGGCUACUCUAGUGUCGUGACGGUAAUGCACACGACACCAGCAUUCUGGGUUUCCACUGCUGCUUAGUGUGUUUUGUUUGUUGUAUCCUAUCUGUUCUUGGCGGCGUUGGGUAAUGAUUUUGAGAGCAGCCAGGGAACCCCAGAAGGGGCUUGUGUUGUUGUGAGGCUAAGCAGUGUGUUGUGACAUGCCAGCAGCCCCAAAUGGCUUUAGAAGCAAAUGGCAGUGAGUGCAUGGUGCACAGUGUACAGUUACAGCCCCAUCCCCUCCCCUCUAAAUCUCUAAUGAACACUUGGUAAUUAGGCAGGGUCUCUUUGGGAGGGACUAAUGGAAGAAGGUCCUGAAGCUGAUUAGUCCUGGAUGCUACUGAGGCUCCAGAGACCAUCUGUUCUCUUCUGUUCUCUUCUCCCCAUCUUCAAUCCCCCCUAUCAGAACUAUUCAAUGAAAUAGUCAUCAUUCCUCCUCGGGUACUGUGCAUUCACUGGAACUGUCCCUUGUACAUUAACACAUUUGUUCCCAAAUACACCCAUUUCCUAACCCGAAAUGCCCUAUUUGUUACUCAUAAACCCUAGUUCCUUUGCCAAUACACCUCAUCCCUGUUACUUGCCUAUCUCUGCCCUGUUACCUACUUUCUUUAGGCCUGUAUUCCCCAAGUCACCAACAGUAACCUAUAUUCAGCUAUUCGCUGCACAUUCCAACCCUGUUAUUUGUAUAUCUAAGUCCAAUGACCUCUGACCUUUUAUAGGCUAAUCAUUUCAUAGAUAAACUCAAAGUAAAGUGGUAUAACACAUGUGCCCCAGCCCCAUUAACUUUUUUCCUACCACAAAUUUGUUGCCAGAAAGAAUUUGAAUGGGCAAUAGACGUCCAUCCAGACCCAUUACCUGUAUGAGCCUUGUGUAUCCUUACACCCCAUUACUCAAAUAAACCAGGUACAGUGAGGGAAAAAAGUAUUUGACCCCCUGCUGAUUUUGUACGUUUGCCCACUGAAAAAGAAAUGAUCAGUCUAUAAUUUUAAUGGUAGGUUUAUUUGAACAGUGAGAGACAGAAUAACAACAAAAAAAUCCAGAAAAACGCAUGUCAAAAAUGUUAUAAAUUGAUUUGCAUUUUAAUGAGGGAAAUAAGUAUUUGACCCCCUCUCAAUCAGAAAGAUUUCUGGCUCCCAGGUGUUUUUUAUACAGGUAACAAGCUGAGAUUAGGAGCACACUCUUAAAGGGAGUGCUCCUAAUCUCAGUUUGUUACCUGUAUAAAAGACACCUGUCCACAGAAGCAAUCAAUCAAUCAAUCUGAUUCCAAACUCUCCACCAUGGCCAAGACCAAAGAGCUCUCCAAGGAUGUCAGGGACAAGAUUGUAGACCUACACAAGGCUGGAAUGGGCUACAAGACCAUCGCCAAGCAGCUUGGUGAGAAGGUGACAACAGUUGGUGUGAUUAUUCGCAAAUGGAAGAAACACAAAAGAACUGUCAAUCUCCCUCGGCCUGGGGCUCCAUGCAAGAUCUCACCUCGUGGAGUUGCAAUGAUCAUGAGAAUGGUGAGGAAUGAGCCCAGAACUACACGGGAGGAUCUUGUCAAUGAUCUCAAGGCAGCUGGGACCAUAGUCACCAAGAAAACAAUUGGUAACACACUACGCCGUGAAGGACUGAAAUCCUGCAGCGCCCGCAAGGUCCCCCUGCUCAAGAAAGCACAUAUACAGGCCUGUCUGAAGUUUGCCAAUGAACAUCUGAAUGAUUCAGAGGAGAACUGGGUGAAAGUGUUGUGGUCAGAUGAGACCAAAAUCCAGCUCUUUGGCAUCAACUCAAGUCGCCGUGUUUGGAGGAGGAGGAAUGCUGCCUAUGACCCCAAGAACACCAUCCCCACCGUCAAACAUGGAGGUGGAAACAUUAUGCUUUGGGGGUGUUUUUCUACUAAGGGGACAGGACAACUUCACCACAUCAAAGGGACGAUGGACGGCGCCAUGUACCGUCAAAUCUUGGGUGAGAACCUCCUUCCCUCAGCCAGGGCAUCGAAAAUGGGUCGUGGAUGGGUAUUCCAGCAUGACAAUGACCCAAAACACACGGCCAAGGCAACAAAGGAGUGGCUCAAGAAGAAGCACAUUAAGGUCCUGGAGUGGCCUAGCCAGUCUCCAGACCUUAAUCCCAUAGAAAAUCUGUGGAGGGAGCUGAAGGUUCGAGUUGCCAAACGUCAGCCUUGAAACCUUAAUGACUUGGAGAAGAUCUGCAAAGAGGAGUGGGACAAAAUCCCUCCUUUUUCUGGAUUUUUUUGUUGUUAUUCUGUCUCUCACUGUUCAAAUAAACCUACCGUUAAAAUUAUAGACUGAUCAUGUCUUUGUCAGUGGGCAAACGUACAAAAUCAGCAUCGGAUGAAAUACUUUUUUCCCUCACUGUAAAUCCAUGGGCAUACUCAUAUAAAACAGGUCAACCCCAGUGCACAAGCAUUCAUACAAACUAGGUCUACACAUGUACUUCAGCCCCAAUAUUCUUACAGACCAGGCAUACACCUGCACAUCUAACUCAAUAUAGAUUUUUUUUCAAACAGAUCUACUGCUACAUGUCAGCUUCAAUUGUCAUAAAAAUAGGUGUACUUCUGCAUUUCAGCCCCAAUAUUCAUACAAACCAGGUCUACACCUGUACUUCAGCUCCAAUUUUCAUACCUACAAAGUGUGCACCUGUGCUUGAACCCAAUUAGUCAACUAAGCCAGGUCUAAAUGUGCCGAAGCCUGAAUAGUCAAACUGUAAACCUGGACUACCCCUGCACAUCAGUUCCAGUACGCCUAUAAACCAGGUCUACACCUUUGACUGAGUCCCAAUAAUAAUAUAAACCAGAUCUACACCUGAAUAUCUCAGCCCAAAUACCCACAUGAACCAUGUUUACACCUGUGGCUAUGUCCCAAUAGUCUGAUAAACCAGGUCUACCAUUGUGCAAGAGACACUUAACAAACAAACUUAUUGACAUAAAAUAUUUGUCAAGUUAUUAUACUGCUUGGAGUUUGCCAGAAGGCACCUAAAGGACUCAGACCAUGACAAGAUUCUAUGGUCUGAUGAAACCAAGAUUGAACUCUUUCGCCUGAAUGCCAGGCAUCACGUCUGGAGAAAACCUGGCACCAUCCCUACAGUGAAGCAUGGUGGUGGCAGCAUCAUGCUGUGGGGAUGUUUUUCAGCGGCAGGGACUGGGAGACUAGUCAGGAUCAAUGGAAAGAUGAACAGAUCAAAGUACAUAGAGAUCCUUGAUGAAAACCUGCUACAGAGCACUCAGGACCUCAUACUGUGCAGCGACACUCCCCAUCCAACCUGACAGAGCUUGAGAGGAUCUGCAGAGAAGAAUGGGAGAAACUCCCCAAAUACAGGUGUGCCAAGCUUGUAGCGUCAUACCCAAGAAGACUCGAGGCUGCAAUCACUGCCGAAGGUUCUUCAACAAAGUACUGAGUACUUAUGUAAAUGUGAUAUUUCAGUUUUUAUUUAUUUAUACAUUUGCAAACAUUUCUAAAAACCGGUUUUUGCUUUGUCAUUAUGGGGUAUUGUGUGUAGAUUGAUGAGGAAAAUAUGUGUUGAAUCAAUUUUAGAAUAAGGCUGUAACGUAACAAAAAUGUGGAAAAAGUCAAGGGGUUUGAAUACUUUCCGAAUGCACUGUAUAAUACGGUAGAGCCACUGUAUUUUCCCAUUGGUCACAAAUAUGACCUCUAAGAUAUUUUCAUAUACCUAAAGCAUCAUGGACUCAAUGUAUUAAAAAUGAAGGCACAGUACAAAAGUUAAUUUUUUUCUCUCACUAUUGUGAGUGAUGGGAUUAAAUGGGUUAAGGAAGGGAGCGAGGGAGGGAGGGGGAGAGAGCAACUUGCAUAGUUUGGGUAAUUUAAAAAAAGACAGUAAAAUCACCAGGAAUUAAGCUAAAAUGAGUUUAAUUUAGGAAAUCCAUUCCCAAGUAUUCCCACGAAUAAAAAAAGAGACGUGAUCGUAUAAUUAAGGUAGGAAAUUAUUGUUCUUUUCAAAUACAAUCUCUUUUUGGGCUUAGUUGGGGUCAAUUUGCAGUGAUGAAAUUAUUAUAAUUAUGUUCCAGCCCCCCGACCAUCCGCUCCGACAACAAUCGGCCCGCGGCUGGAUCUAGUUGCCUACCCCUGGUGUAGGAGAAAGGGGAUAGGUUAGAGAGCUCCAAUACAAUUUUAUUUAACCUUUAUAUUUACAGGGAGUCAUGCUGAGACCAAGAUCUCUUUCUCAAAUUAUCUAUGCAUACACAUCAAUACACAUCAAAAACAUCAAUACACAUCAAUAAACACUAUACUUAAGCAAUAAGGCACGAGGGGGUGUGGUAUAUGGCCAAUAUACUACGGCUAAGGGCUGUUCUUACGCAUGACGCAACGCGGAGUGCCUGGAUACAGCCCUUAGCCAUGGUAUAUUGGCCACGUACCACAAACCCCCGAGGUGCCUUAUUGCUAUUAUAAACUGGUUACCAACGUAAUUAGAGCAGUAAAAAAUAAAUGGCAUACGGUCGAAAUACCACGGCUGUCAGCCAAUCAGCAUUCAGGGCUCGAACCACCCAGUUUGUAAACAUCAAUAAUACACAUCAAAAACAUCAAUAUACACUAUACACAUCAAUAAUACACAUCAAUAUACACAUCAAUAUUCACAUCAAUACACUAAAAGCAAAACAAAAUCAUAGAAACAAACACAAUCUUCAGUUAAAAGGUCCGCAAUCAGCCUUUUGAAUUGCCCUAGCCUAGAGGCACCAAUUCAUCCAAUUUUAGAGAGCCUUGGAGAUUAUUCCACAACUCAGGUGCAAAAAAACUAAAAGCAGAUUUACCUAACUCAGUGUAGAUCGAAGGGAUCUCCAGAGUUAGCCCUCCCUGAGGCCGGGUCUGGUAUCUCGUACAAUGAAGGAAGGUAAGGUGGAAAUGUAUGCAGGAGGGCUUUUUCAAACAAAAAGAGUGCAAUGCGUUAAUCUACGAGAUUUAAUAGAGGGCCAGCCUACUUUCUGAUACAGAAUGCAGUGAUGUGUACUGAACCUAUCGGCCGUAAUAAUGUGUAUUGUGCUAUGAUUAACUGUGUCCAAUGGCUUCAGAACAGUGGCAGCUGCAUUCAUAUAGACAAUAUCCCCAUAGUCUAUAACCGGUAUGAAUGUCGACUGAAUGAUUUGUUUUCUGCUAUUUAAUGAAAGACAAUCAAGCCAAGGACAUGCAGUAGCCUACACUCUUAGAAAAAAGGGUUUUUAAGCUGUCCCCAUAGGAGAACCAUUUUGGGUUCCAUGUAGAACUCUCUGUGGAAAGGGUUCUACAUAGAACCCAAAAGGGUUCUACUUGGAACCAAAAAUGAUUCUUCAAAGGGUUAUCCUAUGGGGUCAGCCGAAGAAUCCUUUUAGGUUCUAGAUAGCACCUUUUUUUCUAAGAGUAUAGCCGUGGACAAGUUGAUCGACUUUUUGUGUCUUGCAGGAGGAGCUGUUGUCAUUAGCCUGGGCCUGGCUGGUGGUGUUAAUCUGAAGGGGGUUAGAGUCCCUUCUCUUCCUCUCCUCAGAGAAACUUCUUACUGCUGAGUUAAGGCUCUUAAAUUGAUUCCCAAACGUCCCUGAGCCCCCCCUCCCUGGUUAUGAGAAUAGCCAAUUACGAGAGUGAAGCUACCAUAUCACAGGCAUGCCGAGAAUAUGAGUUACACCACUGAAGAGGACACAGAGAACAUACCUCUGUAGAGUCCAGAAACACUCAAAUGUCUAGGAGUCACCCCACCAUUAUCACUUAUCCUCCUUCACAGGUUGUCUCACAGUCACAGGCUGCUGGAUUAACUUCUGCUGCUGCUGCUGCCAUUGACUGCUCUGCUCUCACAGCCAUGAAUUCAAUUACAUCUAGACUACCUCCACAUGACAAUGGCAUGAAAGUCCUGAAUUGAAAUUUCAUGGCGCACUUAGAGCUCUCCUUUAACAUUUACAGAACUUUCAGAUCGACAUCAGAAGUGUAGCGAGUGUUAUACGGUUCUUUAUUUUAUGUUGCCUUGUAGAGAGCUCUGAAUGGGGGUGUGAGGGUGCAGAUGUUCAAGGCUUCAAUUAACACUGUGUGUACCUUACUCAUAUGGAAGGCAAGGAUGGAGAGAAAGAGAGAAAGCGAAGAAGGGGAGACAAAUAAAUGUUUAGAAAUUAUAAUUAAGUGGCUGACAUCAUCAAUUAUUUGGUAAGGAUUUGCAUCCAGGAGGAGAGAGUGAGAAGGGAGGUACAUGAGGGGACUGGGGAGAGAUAGACAGAGACAUACUCUUUAAAAAAAAGGGUUCCAAAAGGGUUCUGCGGCUGUCCCCAUGGGAGAACCCUUUGAAGAACCCUUUUUGGUUCCAGGUAGAACUCUUUUGGGUUCCAUGUAGAACCCUUUGUGGAAAGGGUUCUACAUGGAACCAAAAAGGGUUCUACCUGGAACCAAAAAGGUUCUACCUGGAACCAAAAGGGGUUCUUCAAAGGGUUAUCCUAUGGGGACAGCCGAAGAACCCUUUUUGGUUCUAGAUAUCACCUUUUUUUCUAAGAGUGCAGAGAGACAGAGACAUAGAGAGAGAGAGCGAUAGGAGGAAGAGAGCGAAACAGAGAGAGCACAGUAUGGCCAUAUGGAGAGAGAGAGGGUAGAGAGUGGGGAGAGAAAGAUGAGAGAGUGAGGGAGGGAUUGUGCAGUAAAACAGCAUCAAGCGCUCUAAAUCCCUUUCUCUCAUGGGAACAGAGUGUUGGAUUGAAUUGACUGACACAUCCGGACAGCAGAGGUUUACGGUUAGAAAGUGGAUGCCCUGGAGACCUGAUUAGCUUCUCAAUUCAGGACAAUGAUUGGAUUUAUCCAAGUAGCAGAAGAAGAGGAGCAAGGUUCCUUCUGUUAGUGAAGUGAUGGCUAUGAGGAUAUAACAUCAUUUCCUGUCACGCUGGGCGUUAUCAGCGACAUUACUUCCUCUAGAGAGAUAUAUCCCCUAGUGGCGUGUUCCCUACUCCAUGGUGUCUCCUCCGCUGGGCUCCAGCAGCUCUGAUUAAUAAAGCAGCGAGAAAGAGAGAGAGAGAGAGACUCUUAUUAAAAAGUGUUCUUCAGCUGUCCCCAUAGGAGAACCCUUUUUGGUUCCAGGUAAAACCCUUUUGGUUUCCAUAUAGAACCCUUCCCAAAACGGUUCUACCUGGAACCAAACGGUUUAUACGUGCCGAAGAACCCUUUUAGAUAGCACCUUUUUUUUCUAAGAGUGUAUGUGCUAAUAUUCACAACACAAACAGGGCAUUAUAUUUAAAGACCCUGUUUUUUUCACUUGGCUAAUGCCCUUUCAUGCUGAGGGGAAUCAAAUUGUAAUGCAUUACAAAGCCAAGGAUAAAUGGAUGAUUUCCGCAAUGACAGUGUUUUAUGGGAAUACAGGAGGUUAGAGGACAACAAGAAAACCUAAAUCGUUGAAACGGAGCAAAUGUCUGUGACAAAUCUGAUGCUUCCCAGUUCCCACAGUGAGAUAUCAACAGGGCAGAGAAAGACAGACAGACAGACAUACAAGUUACAGAGAAAGACAGACAGGUUACAGAGAAAGACAGACAGACAGGUUACACAUGUCAUCUUCAGUAGAGGAUCUCAAACAAGCUUGUUUAGCUCACAUUUUGGCUUCACAACCCAAUGAGGCUGAAGCUUAGGAGUACCACAUGAGUACUUUCUCAUUGUGUUGGACAGGAUUGGACAGGAGGCCUAGUUCUCUGAAGGAGAGGAAGAAUGUGGCUCUUUUUCUAGAAUCAUUCUGGUUCAUCGUCAGAUCAGUAAAUGUUCCAAUUUAUGCCAAGGGAUUUCAUUUGAAUUGACUUCCUGAUAAGAGAUAGAUUCAAAUGCUUAGCUCAUGGCAGGGCUUAGAAUUAUUCUCUCAGAUGCCCCGGGAAUGAAUAUCUUAAUGUUUUUUUCUGCCUCUUUCUUCUUUUGUAGUCCUUUCAUUUAGUUUUCCAGAUUCACGUUCUUCAUCGAUUUUCAUAGCACUCUACAUUGUUAAUGUUGCCAUUUUAUAUAUGAAUUAUGCAAUAUCAGAGUAUAACCAGGAUUAAAGGAAUAUGAUACUCUAGUUCUGACCAUGUUGUUUUGAGGUCUUUUAUCUUAGGUGCAUUUUGUGUCUAUAUCUUUGUGUUUGCUCUCAAACUCCACCUUUCAAUUUCAGCUGCAACCUUUCAGAUGGUCUACCCUUGAACUCCUGUGUCUAUUGUAGUGUUGUGUGUGUCCGUAUAUGUGCAUACAGCCGUAUAUAUGCUUGUGUGUGUGUGUAUGCCUUGAACGUGAUCACGGUAUGCAACACGUUAAAAAGCAACCGUGCUUCUGCUCCUCCGCCUGCUGUCAUCGGCACGCACAGGCUCACACUCGGGCUCCAGACCGCUCCUUCAUUCUGUAGAGGAGAGGAGGGCGAGGAGAUGGAGGAGGAGAAAUGUGAUUCGGAAGGCAGGCUCAAGAGCCUCUGGUUAGAUCCAGAUGGACAGAGACUUGUCUACAUCUGAGGAUAAGGUGAAAGACAGAAGUGAAAGCUGAGUGGAGGUCAGAAUUAUAGACCUUUCUUAGAAAGACGUCAGUCAGAAAGGAGAGUGUUGAAGGAGAGCAAAGAGGGGAUUGAAAAGAUAGAUUUAGAGACAGCGCUAGAAGAGGAGGGGAGAGAGAGAGCGAGAGAGAGAGCGAGAGAGAGAGAGAGAGAGAGAGAGAGAGAGAGAGACGUGCAGUUGUUGCUCUUCCUUGAAGUGAGAGCGAGCAUUAUUUCAUUAGCUGGCUCCCUCCCCUUUUCUGCCUUGACGUGUGUGUGUGUGUGUGUGUGUGUGUGUGUGUGUGUGUGCGUCAGCAGUGAGCACGUUGUGCAUUGUGCGCUCACGUUGCGUGACCUGCUCCCUCCGACUGGACAGGCCCUGGUUGCCUCCGAAAUGGCACCCUAUUCCCUAUAUAGUGCAAUACUUUUGACCAGUGCCCAGGGCACCAUAUAGGGAUAGGGUGCCAUUUUGGAAGCAGCACUAAUGUUUUUCUUCAGGCACUGCUGCGGGCACCUCAUCACAGGGGUCUGGUUCUCUGAUGUCUCCCUGGAGGUAACAGGUUUCUCUCUCUCCUGGAGAGGGAGGGUGAGAGGUGGGAUGGAGGGAGAUAGAGGGAGUGUGUGGUAGAGGUCUGUGGCUGGAGGGAACAGGUUUCUCUCCUGGAGAGAGGGGGAAGGAGAGAGGGAGGGUGUGGUUAAUAUGAGGUCUGUGGCCACAGAAACAAGAGUGCCGUACGGUAGUGUCUAUCAUUUCUACACAGCCUCUCUCCUCUUCUCUGAUUUGUAAGUAAUUCCGACGCAGAGCUAUCUAUUUUUUAGUAGAACAUUCUCAGAGGAUGAAAUGGCUGUCCACUCUGACUGUACAUUAAUCUGUUGUAACAGUAUUAUGCAUGUAUGCAGCAUAUCAGGGAUGAUGAAAGUAUAACCUAGCCUUAACAGUAGAAUAGACAGAGCGACUUUCCAUUCAGGCAGGGUUUAGUGUAGUAAAGGUCAGUGAUGUUCCUCUACCUGCUGUUGUUUCUUAUUUACUGUGUGCUUUGAUCUCUCUCCUGGUCCAAGAGAGAUCUCAUUCUCCUCACACACACGUCCUCACUGUAAAACCAGCCUCCUCUCCUCCUCUGUCAAAUCGUGCAAUAGUAGAUAUUAGCUCAGGUGCCACAGGGCUUUUGUUGAUACCAAUUGUAACACCUUACACAGAUACAUAGGGACACGCACACUCAGGGAGGGACACACAAAUGGACACACACAGACACACAGACACAGACACAGACACACACACAGACACACACACACACACACACACACACACACACACACACACUCACACACACACACCAUCAGCCAGCGUCUUGUAUUGACAUUUUUGAAAUUCAUGUCAUUGCUCUGUUGUUCCAUUGUUUGAACUGCUCUCUCUCUCCUUCUGUUCUCUCUUCCUCUGUUUGCAGACAGUGGUUUUGGAGGCGUGCUCUGAAUGCUCUCUCAUCACAGCUCCCUCAGUGGAGUCCUUCAUUAAAACUUUUGUGAAUCUCAUAUUAAGAAACGUUCUCUUUCUUUCCCUCUUUCUUAUAUUCAUUGCUCUUUCUUUUCUUUCCAUCCACCAUCUUUUUCCCCCUGCUCUGUUCAUCCACCACAGAAGUCUGCUCUGUUCAUCCACCUCAGAAGUCUGCUCUGUUCAUCCACCUCAAAAGUCUGCUCUGUUCAUCCACCUCAAAAGUCUGCUCUGUUCAUCCACCUCAGAAGUCUGCUCUGUUCAUCCACCUCAGAAGUCUGAUCUGUUCAUCCACCUCAAAAGUCUGCUCUGUUCAUCCACCUCUGAAGUCUGCUCUGUUCAUCCACCUCAGAAGUCUGCUCUGUUCAUCCACCUCAGAAGUCUGCUCUGUUCAUCCACCUCAGAAGUGUGCUCUGUUCAUCCACCUCAGAAGUCGGUGCACUGAGAAUCUAAAUCAGAAUGAAGCCAGUGUCUGUAACUAAAUGGAGCUAUCACAAUCUCUUUCUGUGUGUGGUCUGCAGCUCCAUAGUAACUCUGCUAAUUACCCAACUGUGAUUACUCCUACUACCCCGCCCGCGCCACUUCUCAUGCCACACAUAAACCUGUGCCGCCUGUAUACCCAACCACCCCUCAGACAUAGGGGUGUCACUGAUUAACAAGAUCUCAACUGUCUCUGCUGAGUUGGUCUUGUGACUCUGUGGUGUUUCAUGUUCCACAUGUGAUUGUUGUGUGUGUGUGUGCGUACGUGCGUGAGUAGGAGGUUCCUGUGUGAUUUCCCCCUCAACCUUCUACCUUUUCUCAUCAAUGAAUUCUGGUUGCAAUCAGAUACAGUACAGUACUUAGGGAAAUGUGUUCCCAAUCAGUGCCUCUCUCUCUAUCUCUCUCUCUCUUGUUUGCUCUCUCUCUCUCUCUCUCUCUCUCUCUCUCUCUCUCUCUCUCUCUCUCUAUCUCUCUCUCUCUUUCUCCCCCCUCCUCUUCUGUGCUGCCAGCCAGUGCAUAGAUUCAGAGUGGAAAUAUACCGUACUAUAAACACCAGUCUGCUAUUUUCAGCUUUUCUUUUGUGUGGGGCAAAAUGUACAAGCAGUCUUGUGUGCUGUGUGUAUAUCUGAUGUGUUGUGUGUAAUGGAGUGCUUGACCUCUAAGCCUUUAGUAACCUGUAGGGUAUGACUCAGUCACAGUGCUGUGGGGAUGGUGACCUUGGACUGACCUUAUUGUGUUUCCUCUCUCUCUCUCUCUCUCUCUCUCUCUCUCUCUGUGUGUCUCUCUAUCUGUGUCUCUCUCUUCCUGGCCUGCAGUACAAACAGGUGGAGCAGUACAUGUCCUUCCACAAGCUGCCGGCUGAUAUGAGGCAGAGGAUCCAUGACUAUUACGAGCAUCGCUACCAGGGCAAGAUGUUUGAUGAGGAGAGCAUCCUGGGAGAACUCAACGAGCCACUCAGAGAGGUGGGAGAGGGCUGGGGGCUGUGUGCGGGUGUGUGUGUAUUAAAUAGAAUACUUAUUCAUCGCAAAGGGAAAUUAUUGUGGUGAUAAUCACUGUUUCGAUGUGGGACUAAUUAUUCUCUGAGCACUUUCUGUCUCUCUGAGGGGCUGUUACUAAAGCAUCCAUCUUCCUCUGUUUGUGUGUGUUCCUGUUUGCAGGAAAUCAUCAACUUUAACUGUCGAAAGCUGGUGGCUUCCAUGCCGCUGUUCGCCAACGCGGACCCCAACUUUGUGACCUCCAUGCUGACCAAGCUGCGCUUCGAGGUGUUCCAGCCCGGAGACUACAUCAUCAGAGAGGGCACCAUCGGCAAGAAGAUGUACUUCAUCCAGCACGGAGUGGUCAGCGUGCUCACCAAGGGCAACAAGGAAACCAAGCUCUCAGACGGAUCCUACUUCGGGGGUAAGAGAAAUAGGACAGACUCAGAUCCAGACAAAAGGUCACACACACACAUUAUGCUGCAGAGCUUAAACCUCUUCAGCUUUAAUAUUCAUAAUGGUGGCGUGGAAAAACACAGCAGCACAAAUUAGCUUCUUAAGAGGUCAGCCUAGGUCUGCUUUCAGACACACUGCAGAACUGCAUGAGUGUAAAUGUUCUGUUCUUGUCUCUCACGAGCUGGCCCUGACGACAGGGUUGUCUAAAGCACUACUCAUUAUUCUGUCUGUCAUUCUACAGUGUAUGGUACCUGCUGAUUGUAUAUGUUUUAUGUGAGGCUGUUUACUCUUCCAAUGAUCAACACAAGCUGUAUUUUAAUUGUACGAACAUGCCAAAUGACAAAGAAGAACAUAGUUGACAUAUACAGUAGGGGUUGGAACCAAAAUUAUUUUCUAAUCGUUUCGUUCUGAACAGAACCACUAUUUUUUUGUUCAGUUCCAAAAAAGUACAGUUUUUCGUUCCUUUCUGUUCCUUUUUCAACUCGUGAAAUCAACCGUUUUUACAUUUAGCUCAUUCAAUUACUUCACCAAUCAGUGCGGAUAGAGCAGGCAAGCUAGUUCUUUACAUGAGUGAUGGACAGACAAGUGUAGCCUAUAGCGCAAGAUGCAACUGAAUUUUUGCGGGUGGGGAGAGAGCUAGAGAGGGGUGAGGAGGAGGCUUGAAGCGCUGGGCAUCUUGUUAUGACAUGCAUUAUCUGAAUUAGGUCCACAGAAUUAUACCUAGGAGGAGUGGCUUCUAUGGAGGAACUUUGAAUGUCCUUUGAGCUAGCUAGCUAACAAGCUUGUGUGUGCAGAGUGGCACCAGAAUUAAAAACAUUUUGUAGUUAAUAAAUCCAACGUGAUCACUAGGCCUAUAGUAUCCUUAACUACUAGCAUUGAAAAAGUUAACCCAUUCUUCUCUAGCUAAGAAAAUGGGUGGCAGGUAGCCUAGCGGUUAAGAGCGUUGAGCUAGUAACCAAAAGGUUGCUUGUUCGCUUCCCCGAGCCGACUAGGUGAAAAAUCUGUUAACCCUAUUUGCUCCUGUAUGUCGCUCUGGAUAAGAGUGUCUGCUAAAUGACUAAACUGUAAAACUGAUUAAAAAAAUCUCUCUCCCUAUCUUUUGAAUCACGCUUGUAACGUCAGUACAGUAGCCUAUGCUUCUGAGGGGGGGGGCAGGUAGCCUAAACACACACACACUGGCAAAGAUUUUCAGCUUGCAGGCAGACACUGGAAUAAGUUUCUGAGUGACAGAGUGAGGGAUUUACAUAGGUGCUUUGUUGCGUUUUUUUAUGGGACUAGGAAAAAAUUACGUUAUUAACCAGUUCCCAUGCUUUUAAAAUAACGUAACAUUAUGGAUCACUUUCGUUCCUGGUUCCAUUUCUGUUCCUUUUCAUUAUUUCCCGGUUUGCGGUUCUGUUCCCUGAACCGGUUCCAACCCCUGAUAUACAGUACAGUAUAUAUGACAAAAUACUUUAAGGCUAAAAUGCUUUCAGGCUUUUCAGUCCUGCAUUUCCAAGGUAUUACAGAACAAGCAUGUGCUAGCUGUUCUUUCCCCCAACAGGGUCAGACAGUUUGUACUCUUCUCAUGGUGUCUGGGAGUGUAUGACGUGUUUGACUUCACUCUAGCCAUAGUCCUCUUACCAAAUACCAAUUAAUUUGGACAGUGACAGUGACAGUGUAUCACUGAGAAGACACUGUUUAAGUAAUGAGAAACCGCAGUGAAGCAUUUAACAGCACAUGACCUGCCUGCUGAAGUUUAAUUACGCCGCUCCCUUCGCUGGACCGUCUCCGUGCCCUCUCCCUGGGGGGCGCCGCAAAUAAUAGAAAAAUGGGAAGCAAUCUAUCUCUGUGUGUGUGUGUGUGUGUGUGUGUCUCCCUGGGUGAGGGAGGAGUGAAGCGUCAUCUUUCUUUGUUGUUGUUUUCCCUCUAUUUAAACAUGUAUUUGUACUUACACAUGAAUUGCAUGGAUCAACCCAAAGCACCACUGCCACUGCAAAUGCACAGUUUUUGGAACGGAACUGGUUGCCUCGCAUUAAAUAUUUAAGCCCUGGAUCUGCAAUUAUUUCUCCCAAACACGUUAGAUGCGCUGGGCUUUGCAGGUUUUGACUCCAUUAUCCGGCAGCUAUUCCUGGCAUCCAGGGCCAGGCUGGCUGCUCCAGGGGGGAGGCAAGGCCAACCAAACCAAGCCCACCAUGCAGCCAUAGGGAGUUUGUUACCAAACAUGAGUUAGUCAUUCAUGAAAUUAAUUGAUGUAAGAGGAGCACCAGGGAUAUGGCACUCUCUCUCUCUCUCUCUCUCUCUCUCUCUCUCUCUCUCUCUCUCUCUCUCUCUCUCUCUCUCUCUCUCUCUCUCUCUCUCUCACCCGCUCUCACUCUCUUUCUCUCUCUCUCACCAAACAGGAAGUGAGAGAGAGUGAGCAUUUCCAAGAAACAAACACCAAGGGGCAGAGGGGGGUGGACACUCUCAGAUAGAAUGAUAGAAUGCUCCACCAUGUGUGGGUGUGCAUUUUCUGUAUUGAUGACUGCACUGUAAAUGAAAUGUAUGUGUGUAAGCUCAUUAACGUCCUGUACAGUACAUGCUUGUCAUCAGUAACACUAUGCAUUAUUCACAUUAAUAUACACUCAGAAGUCUGCUCCUGUUAACUAACUGUGGAUCAGCUUGCUCUGGAGAGCCUAAUAUAGGGAAUGCGUGUGACAUGUUGUGGAUGUGAGUGCUGGGCAGAAAUACAGCAAUCCAGGGUAAGGGGACAUAUAAUGUGACUGCAGUAUUCAAGCCAAAGGACACAUGGAGCAUAGCCAGGCCCACUCACUGGACUCUCCUCUGGGCUCACACACACACACCACCCAGCUACUGUGGGGCUGCAUUCAGACUCUCCUGUCUGGACAGCAUCUAGAAGACCCCCUCCCUCCCCAGAUUGGGUGUGUUAUUGUGUUAGUAUAGGUCAUCCUUUGUUGCCUUGUGUAAUUACUGUGUGACUGGUUGAACUGCAGCUCUCCUGGAUAGUGCAGCACAGUUAGUAGAAUGACCUUACAGUGGCUGGAGAUGUCCUUCAGACCCUGGUGCUUAUCAAGAGGCAGCUUUGAUCGUACCUCUUAGAUGGUUCACUUUUCCUUCAAGUGAGCUGUGGCGGGGUUGAGGGAGGGGGGCAGGGGUGGGGUAGGAGGAAAGAAUCAACUGGACAGGGACAGAGACAGAGACAGAAACAGGGACAGGGACAGAGUCAGAGACAAGAGAUGGAGACAGAGGCAGAGACAGGGACUGAGACAGGAAUGGGGACUGUGGCAGAGACAGGGACUGAGACAGGAAUGGGGAAAUCUCUCGUGUCAUCUUGUGCCUGGACUGGGCUCAGGCUAGUCCACUCUGAGCCAGCUGCUCUUAAUCUCUAGGCCCUUAAAGUUCAGGCUGGAGAGAAAAGCUUUCUGGUACCCAGGUGUCUGCUCUGAGCCCUGUCUCUACCUCUGUUCCCAUUCCUGUCUCAUUCCCUGUCUCUGCCUCUGUCCCCAUUCCUGUCUCAGUCCCUGUCUCGGCCUCUGUCGCCGUCUCUUGUCUCUGACUCUGUCCCUGUUUCUGUCCCUGUCUCUGUCCCUGACCCUGUCCCUGUCUCAGUCUCAGUCUCUGUGGAAAAGCAGACUGUAGAGCUGCCAAAUGGCUGCCCUGACUGAGUAAGUCAUUGAGGGGGGUUGGCAGUGGAGUCGCAGGUAAUCCUCUCGCCCCUUAACCCAUUUUAACACAGCCGCACCACUCCUCCUAGAGAAGGUGGAACGGGGAAGGGAAAAGAGUCAGAGACUGAGUGAAUCUAUUCUGUAAGACUGUAUUAUAGUCACUGAGCUACACGGUUAACCUUUGAAUUAAGCUAGCAGUUCCCCCAUGCAGAAUCUAACAGAUCUAACAGCAGCAGUGUAUAACAGUCAAUUACUGCUGCUAGCAUUGGAGGAAGAAGGAGAGCCGAUGAGAAAUGACACGACACCAGCUAUGGUGGAGGCUAAACCAGACACUCCCCAACCCCUCUCCUCAUCAUAGGCCAGUGUGUAUUUCCCUAUGCUAAUGCUGGGAGGGAGCGAGCGAGCGAACGUGGUGUGUCAUGGGGAAUCAGGCUGCCCAGUGCAGAUGUUUCAAAGGUUAGAGAGUGUCCUCUCAGAGGGCCCGUGGGCUGCCAGGGGCGAUGGAGAUGGGAGCUGACAGGAGAGAACCAGAGUCCAGGUGAGGCCCCCCAGACCAGGCCGGAGGACAUUGAUACCUCACCAUGGGAGACCCAGCUCAUACACACACAUAAACACACACACACACACACAGACAGACACACACACAGAGUCUUCCCAAGACCAACCCCUAUCAUUUCCCAGUCAUUUCCCAAACCCUUCCAACGUGAGCCAGCCAGUCAUGUGUGUUGUGUAACCAAGGUCAUACUGUACUGUACAACAGCAAAUCAAAUUACAAGAGUCAGUACAAAAAAUGAAGAUACAAAACAUUUCUAAUAAAGUGGUCAAUGUAAGUAGUCUGGGUAGCCAUUUGAUUAACUGUUCAGCAGUCUUAUGGCUUGGGGGUAGAAACUGUUCAGGAGCCUUUUGGUCCCAGACAUGGCGCUCCGGUACCGCUUGCCGUGUGGUAGCAGAGAGAACAGUCUAUGACUUGGGUGGCUGGUGUCUUUGACAAUUUUUAGGGCCUUCCACUGACACUGCCUGGAUGGCAGGGAGUUCGGCCCCAGUGAUGUACUGGGCCGUACGCACUACCCUCUGUAGCACCUUGCGGUCGGAUGCCGAGCAGUUGCCAUAAGCAGUGAUGCAGCCAGUCAAGAUGCUCUCAAUGGUGCAGCUGUAUAACUUUUUGAGGAUCUAAGGGCCCAUGCCAAAUCUUUUCAGCCUCCUUAGGGGGAAGAGGUGUUGUUGUGCCCUCUUCACAACUGUGUUGGUGUGUUUGGACCGUGAUAGGUCCUUAGUAAUGUGGACACCGAGGAACUUGAAGCUCUCGACCCGCACCACUACAGCCCCAUCGAUGUAGUCCACAAUAAGCUCCUUUGUAUUGCCCACAUUGAGGGAGAAGUUGUUGUCCUGGCACCACACUGCCAGAUCUCUGACCUCCUCCCUAUAGGCUGUCUCAUCGUCGUCGGUGAUCAGGCCUACCACCGUCACGUCGUCGGCAAACUUAAUAAUGGUGUUGGACUCGUGAACAGCAUCGUUCCUGUUUCUCCCAUUUCACAAGGUAUCCGAUUUUAAUUGGAGCAAUUACAUUUUAAUGACCACAUUGUAAUUAAAUGUGUUCAUGCUGUACUCCAAGCAGUGUAGUAGUCAGUUGUUUUCUGUAUGCGUUUCACUCCAAUUAUGAAAUCCAUUUUCUUCCUUGAAGUUGCGGUACAAGUGUUCCAACACGAUUACCACAAAGAGCAGUAGGAGUAGCUACGACAGAUAAGAGAAGAAAACACACCACUACAAAAUAUACACAGAGCUGGACAAAGUAAGCCUGUUCAGUGAUUUCAUGCAGGAUGUUUGUACUAUUGCAUCAGACUGUAAAAGUGAGUCAUCAUAGAGAUUAAACCAUUCAUACAUAAUUUGACUGUUAAUGAUGUACUAGCAAGAGAAGUUUGAGGUUGAGCAGGAUAGAAUAGAGGUCACAGUGUCUUCAGAUGCACCAUCAAAUCAAUGUUAGCAAGCAAAAUCAAUUAGUCAAAAACGAGUAUAGCAUAGCAGCAAUGUUUAAACACAGAAAGAACCUUAUUAGCUUAUUAGCAAUAACAUCUAUGGAUAGGGAAUGACACAUUUCCUCAAAUAUGACCAGGCGUCCAUGUAUAAUGUCUAUCAUCUUUAGUUCUGACAUGGGUCCAACUCAGUGUUCCUCUGUCAGGGUCAUAGGGUUUGUCCCUCCAUUUAUCCCUGGUUCUCCAUGAUUGAGUGUUAAUCUCUCAUUGUUUAGCAUUGAGCUCUAACUGCUACUCAUACUGAGUCUUCUACAGUCAGAGUUCAGAUACCAGUACUAAGAGUCUGGGCUUCACAUCCUCUUCUCUAAAGACAGGCAGAUAAGGCCAGAAGAAAGGCUCUGUGCAGCUCAGUGUCUCAUCUCAGCAGUGCUGGCUUCAGCCAGAAAGAGGUAAAAGGAUUUAACAGCUCCUCUUCAGAGGGGAUUACUGGGAGCAGAGCAGGCCUGCAGAAAACGGACCCCCAACGCAGGCAGAGCCAGGGCUGACCUGGGAGCACGCACACACACACAAACACACAAAUGGGGUUACCAAGCAGCGCAGACACACACAACUUCCUCACACACACACGCACACACAGAGGAUGAGCUGCACAUGUUGUUUUUCAUUAGGGCAGACAUGGUCAGGGACAAGGAGGCUUUGGCUGGCUGGGUAUCUGGCUGUACUAGAGAGAAGGCAGAAGCCCUCAUCCUCUCCUCUAACCCACCAUGCACUGUACAAUACACCGAGAGGCAGUGUGAGAGGGGAAAGGAGAGAGCGAGAGCGAGAGAGAAAAACAGAUUAGUGAGAAGUGAGUUUCAAAGUGAUAUGAUGGAAGAGGGAUUCCUAGUAAAUGUUACGUAGGGAGUAGGAGAAAGGCAGUUAAUUUUGUAGCAAGUGAGAGAAUUGAAAGAGAGAGUGGAGUUGGAAAAUGGCUUUUUCUGAGAAAGACUAAGUGUUAUAGUGGGAUUGAGAGUGAGAGUUGGAGAGUGGCCCACAAGUGGGAUGGGUGUGAUUGUGACAUAAAAGCACAUGGCACGCAUACUGUAAAUUGACACAAACACACAAACAAACAACACACACACACCCGCGGCAUGCAUAAGGCAUAGGGGUUGCUGUUGGUGCCAGAGCUCCACAGCACUGCUGCCUGUUAAAUGGAACAUUAUUCUCCUGAUCUGGCAUGACAGAGGAGGUCUAGCAGACCUCUAAGCUUUCAGAAUGGCAUUAAGUGCUUCAGCUGUGGAUUACAGAAAAUUCUAAUGUUUAAUGCUAAAAAGGAAAAAACAUACAGUUCAGCGCAGGGGUAGGCAAACCCUGGUCCUGGAGGGCCACAGGCACUUCAUGUUUUUGACCUGGAAGACCAGGUGUGUUGAAUUUAGGCAAUCAUUGAACUGACCAAUUAGCUCAGUUGGUCGGGUGUGGUGCCUAGUUGGAACAAAAUCCUGCAGUACCUGCAGCACUCCAGGAACACAAUUGCCUAACCCUGGUUCAGCGGUUCACUUUUUUGUUAGUGAACCGCUGAACCAGUUAGUGAACCGCUGAGCCAUCAUAAACGGUAAGUGGUACAAUAGUGAUAUUUAUCUAUUUUUCACAGCAGCGUGCGUAAUCCCUUCAGGUCAAGUUCACACAUGAGAGAAUUCAGUCGGGGUGAUACAUGUCAUAGGCAACAUUAAGUCUUAAUAUUUCUGUCAGCCUUCACAAAGAUUUCCCUGAUGUUUGCUAAGAAGUGGAGCAACGUUGGCAUAACAUCAGCCCUACUUGACAACAGUGUCUCUACCUUGACCGUAGUGAACAUGUCAUCAUGACGUCAUAGUGUUGACGUUCCUCUCUUUCUGUGUCCUGUGCAGAGAUCUGUCUGUUGACACGGGGCAGAAGAACAGCCAGCGUCAAAGCAGACACCUACUGCCGUCUGUACUCUCUGUCUGUGGACAACUUCAACGAGGUCCUGGAGGAGUACCCCAUGAUGAGACGGGCCUUCGAGACCGUGGCUCUGGACCGGCUGGACCGCAUAGGUAAGAGACUACAUCAUAGUAGAACAUGACUAUCAACUCCAUCUGUAUUAUUGUAAUUGAGUUGAUCGUUACAGCCAAUCAUCUGCCUCUCCAUUGUCAAGUAUUGUGAAGUAUGAAUGUAUUCAAAGACGUGUUACAGUCCCCAGGCAGCACUCUGUACUAGAUUGCCACCGGUUAAAAUCCCAGAUGGAACAAAUGAAACAUGAUGUUGUAGUAAAUGGAUAUGGAUUGGCUGAGUAAAUUACAAAGUGGAGUCAGCUGCCAGUCACUGUACAGUACAUGGAGGUGUCGGUCUGGGAAUCAAACACAGAUGUGCCAAAACUGAGGAAUCCUCUGGAGGGGAGCUGUUUCCAGCUAAGUGAGCAGCCAGCGAAGAGGAGAGGAGGCCAUGCAGUCAGUGUUUGUGUAUGUUAGUGACCUGCUCAGGGCCACUUGAGCCAGUAGGCCAAGUAAACAGAUGUGUCAUAUUAGCUCAGAUGUCUCCAUCCCUCCCACGCUGGCCCCCACACAUCUGGUACCGUGGGCCCUGGCUACCAGGGAGGAGGAACGGAUGGGCACCACAGAGAGAGGAGAGGAGACAACUCUCUCUAUUCUACAGUAUAUUGUUUUAUCAUUUUAUGUGAUAAUCUCAGCAGGAAGGGACAGUGAUAUAAGUUAAAAAAAGAGAGGAAAAUCCCAUGCUGGUGGUGAAGAACUCUCUAUAUCUAGCUCACCCAGUUGACCUAGUGAAAAGUAGUGUAUUUAGUUUGGUUAGUUAGAUACAAAUUAUAUAACAGACAGUGACAGAAAAAAAAGUAUGUCCUCUACCUACAGUAGGAGAAUGGAUCAAUUCACAUCUGUUGAAUUGGCCCUGAAGAACAGGUGAGGUGUUUGUAAUGCAGUAGUUAUGGUUAAGUUAUGGUUAUUUUAAUUCCAGCACUACUUCAGUGACGUGUACAGUGUGUGUACUGAUAUGACGCUUCAUUCAGUUCUUAACCUCAGCCAGCCAGCCCAGACAAAUAAAAGAUUCACAUUGAACGUCAGCAUGCCUCUAUCAUAACUAAACUAUCUCUUCAUGCUUCAUUAUGGCCCAGGGUAUGUCCGUAAUGAGAUGUUGAAAAAUGUCUGCAGGCAGGGGGGCUCUUUCUUUGUUGAAAAUGGCUGCUUUGAAGCGAUGAGGUCCACUGAGGGAAAGCCUCCUCCUCCUCCUGCCUCUGAUAUCAACCUCUCCUGGGCCUGAUGCCUGAUGCCUUUGUGUCUGCAUGUUGUAAAUAGAUGGUGUUCACCUUUCCCCAGCCCUCCUGCAUAAUGAAGUCAUUCACACAGCGAUGCCCUACUAAUUAAUUACUGUCUAAAUGGACCCUGUGCAAUCGGAUCAGAGCUAGGCCUGCUACGGGUCAGGGCAGACCGAGAGACAGCCCCCAGCACUGCUCCCCCCUAAUCGCCAGCCUCUCAUAUCUGAAAUGGAGAGAGAUUGAUCUGGGCCUAAUUGCAUUGACAGUAGCGAGCUGAUACUAGCGUGCGGGUACUGUACAUUUUCAAUCCCACCACCUAGCACCAGCCUUUCAGGAUUAGUGCUCUAGAACAAACGGCCAUGUAAUAUAAUUUAAAUUUAAAUUUAAUAUGCCAUUUAGCAGACGCUUUUAUACAAAGCGACUUAAAUUAUCCCUGUUACUUCUGGCACAUCCACCCAAGAGGGAUGAAUGGGCCAUAGGGCCAGAGUUGAGUUCACCUUUUCCAGAAGAAAGGCUAUUUGUUACUUAGCCUGUCAUAGUGAGCCAUCUCAGGCCAUCCCCAUCCUGUCUCUGUAAUCUGGUGAGUGGCUGACCCCUGACCCCUCCGCCACUCCCCAUAGAGCUCUGGCCAUCCAAUGACAGCAGAGGAGCACUGCCCUUACACUGUGAAAUCACUGACAUUAGUGUGAACACUGACCAGUCGCUCUGCUCAGCUCACACAUUCUUUCCAUAUCAGUCAGCCAUGUCCCCGUUCGGAGCCAUGUUUGAUCUGCGUUCACUUUGCCUCUUAUCUACAGCUCCACAGUAAGAGCUAGUCAAACAACCACACACACACACACACUAUCAUCACAGAGGAAGCUAUCAUGCUUCCUCUGUGUUAUUCCCCUUGGUAGGCUACGUUCCCUCCCUCCCUCCCCCUCUCUCUCUCUCCUCCAAAUUUCAGCCAAGGUUUCUCUUUUCACUCUGUCCUUGUGCUCGGUGCUGUUAGGGAGCAGUGCUUCAGAAUUAAGCGACCGUGUGAAAUAGGAAUCAAAGAGGAGUCUGGGAGUAGGCUGAUCACAGCCAUUCUGACGCCCUUUAAUAGUCAAUGUGCAGCCUAGGGGCUAAAACACAGUAACACUCAGUGGCCUUUGUUGGCAAAUGUGUUGCUUGUUCACAGGAUCAGGGGUGAUUAUGAAGUAGCUGGAUAUUGUGCAGUAGGGCCAGGCCAGGCCAGGCAGUGUGUAGCUAACUGUAUAGUGAAAAAGGAAUCUCUGCACAAGUAAUAAAUCAGAUGCAAUUCCAGAGUAUUUAACUAACUAACUGGACGAUCCAGGCUGAUUGUACUGUUUCUGUCUGUCUGUCUGUCUCACAGGGAAGAAGAACUCCAUCCUGCAGCACAAGGUGCAGCACGACCUGAAAUCCGGCGUUCUCAACUACCAGGAGAACGAGAUCAUCCAGCAGAUCGUGCAACAUGACAGAGACAUGGCCACCUGCGCCCACCUCCUCCAGAACAUUCCUCCGCCUCAGCCCCCCUCUCCGGGGCACACCCCCGUCAUCUGGGCUCCUCUCAUCCAGGCACCCCUGCAGGCUGCUGCCGCCACCACCUCUGUGGCCAUCGCCUUGACACACCACCCCCACCUCCCCCAUCUCCCCGCUGCGCUCUUCCGCCCGCCGGUCACGGUCCUGGGGUCCAGGAACCUCCAGGACCCUCCCCCCGGCCGGCUGAAGAAGUUCCACACGGUGGCGCCCACCUCCUCCAUGGGGCCUGGUUCCGCCGGGCCUGACUCCCCCUCCAGCACCCCGUCUAAACUGCACUGCUCUGGGAUGGACACAGCCCUGCUGGCCUCCUUCCGGGCCCACCACACAACUCAGGGGUCAGGGGCAGCCAGCUCCAGUCAGCAGGCGUCCAGCAGCAGUGGAACCCAGCCUGGGCCUAGCGGGGCCUCCGCCUUCCCCUUUGGGCCUUUCUCCUCCUCUGGUGGCUCUCCCUCCCACAGCACGGCACAGAGCACGGCCCAGCUCCACUCACAGCCCCAGACGCAGCAGCCAUUCCGCUGCACCACCCCGCCUCUCGCUGCCCUCUUCCAGCAGGGAGCCAUGGGGGCAGGGAUGGGUGGAGCAACAGGUGGAGCUACUGGGGGGGCUACAGGUUGGUCUUCAGGAGGUGCUACCGGAGGUGAAAUAGGAGGAGCAAUAGGAGGGGCUGCUGAGGGGGCCAUGGGUGGGACAAUAAGAAGGGCCACUGGUUGGGGUAGACGUGGGUCCAUAGAAGGGUAUAAUACUGGAGGGCAUAUAGGAGGAGCCACUGGAGGAUACUCAGGAGAACCUAGUGGUGGGCACAUUAGAGGAACUAGUGGAGGCCAUAUAGGAGCUACUGGUGGAUCAAUGGGAGGGGCAACUGGAGGGCAUAUGGGAGGGGCAAUGGUAGGGGCUACAGGUGGAAUGACAAUUGGAGUUCUGGGUACCUCUAGUUCUGGUUGUAAUAUCAGCCCCCAGUCCACUGGUUCAUCCGGCCACAUUCAGCCCUGUCAGCUGCUCCACAGCCAGCUGCCCCCCAAGCCUCCACAGGUGGGCUCCCUGCAGCAGUUUGCAGGCGGGGGCAGGACUCCAGGUGGGUUCUACCAAACCCCCCCUCCAGGCUCCCCAUCCUCCACCUCCACCCAGCAGGCCCCAGAGUGCUCCCCAUCUUCCCUGGCCCAGUUCAGCCUGGCAGGCUUAAAGUCUGGACUUCAGUCUGGCCUCCAGUCUGGCCUGGUCCCUCAGCUGUCCCUGGAGAGGUCUGCCCUGGCCUCGUUGGCCCAGUACGGCUCAGCUAACGGCUCGCCCUGCUACACCCCCCUGGGGCCCAGCCCCACGGUCCAAAGCCCAGUCACAGGAAGGACUUUCCACUACAGCAACUCCUCCAGUGCCACGGGGUCCCACAGCUCUCUGCUCAUGCCCCAGACCUCCCUCCCCAGCCAACUCCCCAGCCAGCAGCACGCAGCCGGUAGUGAGUCUCUGCUGGGGCUGGGCAGCUUCUCUGAGGAUAUGAAACUAUUAUCCAGUUCUAACCCCUCCCUGCCCCAGGAGGUGGCCCAGGCCAUGGGAUACUCUUCACUCCCGCGUUCCUCACCCUCUCGCACCUCGCCCCCACGCUCCUCACCCCCACACUCCUCACCCCCACGCUCCUCCAUGGAGGCAGGAUACUGCCUCUCCUCGCCCUACUCCUCCCCCAUCCUAGUGCCCAAACCCUGUAGCUCGGUGCCAGGGCACAUGCCUCCUCCUGUCCCUGCCCAGAUGUCUCCAGGACACCUGCAGCACCAGACUCAGUCCCCCGUGGCCUCCCCGGCCCUGCCGCCACGGAAAGGCUCGGCAGCCCACUCUGAACUAGAACCUGUCCGCUCCAAACUAACCUCCAAUUUGUGA
Messenger RNA from Coregonus sp. 'balchen', 25800 nucleotides. The record is from the annotation of a GenBank genome assembly. NCBI's taxonomy places the organism in Eukaryota, Metazoa, Chordata, Actinopteri, Salmoniformes, Salmonidae.